AUGGCGCUUAGCUUUUUCACCCGAAAUUCCUUUGAAGGAGAGAGUAGUACGUCUAAAAUAAUCCACAUGCUGAAUCUAGAUGACUUAUCAGUGUUGUUUGCAAUUUUCUUGUUUAAUGUACACAUACAUACAGUGGAUUCACAAGAACCGUGCAGUUCUCCAGAUCCUUACAUUGCUGGAAGUAUUUUAGAGUCCAAUUUUGGUUCUUUUGACCCAAAUUCUGCUCUCUAUACGACAGACACAACGAUAGAAGGAAUAAAUCAGGGGACUCAGACAGCGUCAGGAGUCAGCAUAACCAUUGUUAGAUCAGUAGCCACUCCUGUUGAUCUUAACUUGUAUAGUCUAUUUGAACUAGUAACUUUAUCAGUGAAUAACUCAUCCUUUGGAAGUAGGACUUUUAUCCGUUUGAAGUCCGCAAUUGAUAGAGAUAAAGACCCAAAUAAAACAAAGUUUUUUCUGAUGCAGCUGGAGAUUCGGGAUAUAAAUGAUAAUUCACCUAUAUUUAGAGAUGCUCCAUAUUCUGCCUUGGUCGCUGAGUCAGCACCAGUAGGAACAACUGUGUUUUCUGGGAUAACAGCUACAGAUCGCGAUGCUGGAAUCAACAGAGAAAUAGAGUAUGCCAUAGCUCCGGAAAAUAACAGUAUUGCACCAGACGAGUUUAGUGCUGUAUUGGGCAAAUAUGCUCAGAACUAUUUUUACAUGGACCCAGAAUCUGGCAUAAUUUUUCUCAAGCAUUCAAUUGAAGGAAUAGGAAUCCAACAAUUUAUAUUCAAGGUGACUGCAGCGGACGGGGGUACACCAUCAAUGAUUGGAGAAGCUACAGUGACUAUCAACGUAACAAAUGAGACUCUAAGAUUUACACAGUUGCAACCUUACUUUGCCAGCAUUGACGAAAAUUAUCCUGUGGAUCGUACUUUCAUUUCUGUAACUGCAACUCCUCAGCCAGAUAUCAAAUAUUCGAUCAUUGGGUUUAGUGAUAGUCCAGAUUACUUCAAAAUUGACGAGACAACUGGUGCUAUUUCUAUAAAAACUGACCUCCGGACUGAUUGUUUUAAAAGAACAACAUAUUUGAUAUUAGUGAGAGCGGAGAAGCAGUUCCCUAAUGGACUGCAGUCAGUAGAAAACACAGUAAAUGUGACAGUGGCCAGAAACAUCAAUCCUCCAGUAUUUAAUGCCACAGUGUACAGAGCAAGUAUUGAUGAGAAGUACAACUUAGGACGGUCUGUCGUACAAGUGUUUGCUACCGACCUCGAUACUCAGGAUGUGCUCUUAUACUCUAUUAUUGAACAAACUGGGGAGACGGAACCAUUUUACAUGGCUGCUAACACAGGAAUCAUAAACCUAAAUCAGCUUCUUUCUGGCUCAUCCAAAACAACAUACACAUUCACUGUGCGAGUUCGUGAUCAGUCCAAACCAGAGAAAUUUGGACAGUCCCAGGUGGAGAUCACAGUAAGAAGAAACACUAGCCCUCCAUCGUUUCUUAGACCGCAGUAUGGAGCAGGCAUUGAUUUUAACCAGGCUCCGGGACAAGUGCUAACUACCUCAGCAGUUGAUCCAGAUAUGUCUGGCACGCUUGUGUAUGAAGUAACUGGAUUUUUCUCAGCUCCAGGAUAUUUCAGUGUGAAUUCCUACGGAGAAAUUAAUCUAAUUGUUAAUUUAGCCAGUGACACUGCAACAUCCUACACCCUUGGCCUGUCAGCUUAUGACAGUGACUAUCCAAAUGACAAGGCUUAUGCUAAUGUCACCAUCACCGUCAACCGUAAUCCUAAUGCACCAAGCUUCACCAGCCCCUCCUACAGUAAAACCAUUAAUGAAAGUUAUCCACUGGCCGUCAGUUUGGUGCAGAUAAAUGGGUGGGACGCAGAUAAGCAUGCUAUUGAGUACAGACUGGAAUCCAGCGAUCCUGUAGAAGGCACCAAUUUUUUCUACUUGAAUCCAGCCACUGGACUUUUGAUUGUCUCCAGACCACUCACUGAGACCAUUACACGGGCCUUCACUCUUCAAGUUCGUUUGAGAGACAACGGUAUUCCACCAAGAUCUUCAACAGUUGCUGCUCCUGUAACAAUAAAAGUUACAAGGAAUGACCAUGCUCCGAGUUUUGCUGGGCCUUUUGUAACUAGUAUUGCUGAAACAGCGGCUAUUAAUGUGUACGUUCUAAUAGUUACUGCAACAGAUGGAGAUUCAAACAUAUCGCCAUAUGGACAACUAAGAUAUAAAUUAAUAGGAGAUGGGGAUUUCCAGCAAUUCUUCAGUAUUAAUGCAAACAAUGGAUAUAUCAAACUUCAGCGGUCGUUGACCUUACAAGAUGUGAACUCCUAUCAGGGUCGCAUUGUGGCGGAGGACGGAGGUUCUCCUGCACGAUCAGCCACCACCAUAGUAACCAUCAACAUCCGAAGAAAUCUUAAUCCUCCAGUAUUUAGCCAAAGGGAUUAUAACGUCAGUGUAUCUCAGAUUACACCAGUUGGAGUGAAUGUUAUUGCUGUCACCGCCACGGAUGCUGAUCUGAAUAAGCCAAAUAAUGAAAUCGCAUACGAAAUGACAGAUACCACACCAAAUCUGAAUGGAGCUGGUUUGAACUUCUUCGGCAUAAGAUCUGAGAAAAACAGAGGCAUAAUAUACAUUGUUCUGCCCUUGUAUACUGACAAUCAAGACACACCGGUGUACACGUUUUCCGUUUUGGCUCUUGACCAAGGAAAUCCCCAAAUGGUGGAUCGAGCUACAGUGCGAAUCUUUGUGAACAGAAACUUAUUUCCACCUGUCUUCCAAGGAACACCUUGCAAUGCUACUCUGAAUUUCAACAGCACCAGAGGUAGAAAAACUCCAGCCAAUGAACCACAUGUUAUCGAAACAGAAGGAACUGAGGGACCAGCGAACCAGAGGUCUGGUAAUCCAGUAAAUCCCUGA
This is a messenger RNA of Saccostrea echinata, 2904 nucleotides long. RefSeq names its product cadherin EGF LAG seven-pass G-type receptor 2-like. The transcript has 20 exons. NCBI's taxonomy places the organism in Eukaryota, Metazoa, Mollusca, Bivalvia, Ostreida, Ostreidae. Bases 1 to 2904 code for a protein of 967 amino acids. The record is from RefSeq and is a predicted model, not a curated record. Gene Ontology annotation, biological process: homophilic cell-cell adhesion. Gene Ontology annotation, molecular function: calcium ion binding. Gene Ontology annotation, cellular component: plasma membrane.